Molecule: messenger RNA, 1187 nt
Organism: Drosophila ficusphila
Lineage: Eukaryota; Metazoa; Arthropoda; Insecta; Diptera; Drosophilidae
Product: acyl-CoA Delta-9 desaturase
Exons: 4
Coding region: 85-1092 (335 amino acids)
Biological process (GO): unsaturated fatty acid biosynthetic process
Cellular component (GO): endoplasmic reticulum membrane
Molecular function (GO): iron ion binding; stearoyl-CoA 9-desaturase activity
Source: RefSeq, a predicted model, not a curated record
CCCGCGGUUUAGUUUAGUCUGGACUGGGGCGAAAGGCGGAACCUUUGGGAUUAAGGAUUGCUAAGCGGACUUGGAGAAUCUAUCAUGGAGAAAAUCAAAGUAGCAAGCACAAUGGAUCGAGAUGGAGACUCUGUCCAUAAGAAGCGUGAUGCAAUCUGGCCCUUGGUUCUCUUCUAUAUCCACUUAAAUAUCCUCGGGGUCUAUGGGACUUAUAUUCUGCUCACCAGCGCUUCGUGGGCCACCAUUUUAUUCACCGCGUGCCUCACACUCCUUGGAACUUUGGGCGUGACUGUGGGCGUUCACCGCCUUUGGGCCCACAGGACCUUCACCGCCUCCAAACCCCUGAAGGUGUUCCUCAUGUUUUGCCAGACGACAGCCGGUCAGGGCUCCAUCUAUAGUGUGGUACAGGCCCACCGUCUGCAUCACGCGAAGUUCCAACAGGACGAGGAUCCCUACUACAGCAAACACAGCUUCCUGUACGCCCAGGUGCGAGGGGGUCUCCUGAAGUACUCUCCGCAGCAGGAGGAGCUGCUUAAGGAUGUGGACAUGUCGGAUCUGGAAAGUGAUACCAUUGUGAUGUUUCAGAAAAAGUACUAUGUCCUGCUCUACAUUUUCCUGAACGUACUUCUCUCGGUCAACACCCCAUUCCAAUACUUUGGAGACUCCCUGGCCGACUCCAUGUUCGUGGGCUUCUGGUUGCGAAGUCUGAUUGUUAUCAACUUGGGAAACCUGGUGCACUCUUCGCACUUCAUCUGGAGCAUCCACAAGGGCUUCAAGCCCACGGACUCGAACAGCAUCUUUCUGAUCACGAAGAGCUACUGGCCGCAGUAUCACUACCUGCUGCCCCGGGAUUACCAGAGCGGGGAGUACGGGGACUACGCCUCGGGAAUCGGAUCGGCCAUGAUCCGGGUCUUCGCCGCACUCGAUUGGGCCAAGGAUCUGAAGACCAUUGGAUCCGUGGCCGUGCGUCAGGGACUCACAAAGGCUGUGGAGUCGGGUCGUCCGAUUGUGGAGUGCAUCGAGGAGGAGGUUCAGCUGGAGGAGAACGCCCUGCCCGCCAACCAUUUUCUCAACCGGGAGAAGUUUAUGUGAGCACAUUGCAUCAGCGGGCACUAAAAAGAUGUGACAAAUGGUCGCGGCAUCGUAAAAAUAAAUUAACCGCCGUUGGGGAGGCGGGGUAGAGUAAA